This is a messenger RNA of Rotaria sordida, 372 nucleotides long. The record is from the annotation of a GenBank genome assembly. Lineage: Eukaryota; Metazoa; Rotifera; Eurotatoria; Philodinida; Philodinidae.
AUGUCUAAAUAUAAAAAAUUAAGUAACAUUGUUCGAUAUAAACAAUUGGAUUUUAAUUUGAUUCUUUUGUUUCUUAUCAGAAAAAUGCAUACAAUUGUUUUUAUCAAUAUUAUUUUGGUACUAUUAGUAUCGAUCUCAGGUGCACCUGCUGUUCGUGAUGAUCGAGUUAUAAUUGGAUCAAGCAUUGGUGGUAUUAUUGGUUUAAUUAUUUUAAUUCUUGAUUUAAUUGCUAUUUUUGAAUUACUUACAUCGGGCGGUCGUGGUAUACUUUCAAAGCUUAUUUGGAUUUUAAUUAUUCUCUUUUUUCCGAUUGGUGGUUUAAUUUUAUAUUGGUGCUGUGGUCGACGUCGUGCCGUUGAUCAAGCUCUUUGA